AUGACGACUGAAGAUAUUCCAAAGACGCACAAAGCCGUCAUCUACUCAAAUCCUGGUACUCUGGCCACUGAAGUAAUUGAUGUCGAAACACCAGAGCCUCAACGGGGAGAGAUCCUCAUCAAACUCCUUUACUCCGGUGUCUGCCACACGGACUUUGCCUUCAUCAUGAAUUCUUAUGGACAUAUGCCCGAGCCGACACCGCGCGGUCAGAUUGGAGGACACGAGGGCGUUGGAUACGUCGUUAAGCUGGGUGACGGAGUGACAGAGGUCCAGUUGGGUGACCGCGUUGGAGUGAAGUGGAUCACGUCGGCCUGUCUGAUCUGCUCCGAGUGCCUCGCUGGGUUCGACAAUCGUUGUAAGAAGCGCAAGGUCGCAGGGUAUAAAACGCCCGGUACAUUUCAACAAUAUAUCAUCAGCGAUCCCCGAUAUGUCACUCCCAUUCCCGAGGGACUCUCUUCUGAGGCAGCUGCCCCUCUUCUCUGUGGCGGAGUGACCGUGUGGUCAGCUCUAUUAUACAGCGAGUGUAAGCUGGGUGACUGGCUUCUAGUAUCCGGGGCUGGAGGGGGCCUCGGUCAUCUCGCAGUUCAGUAUGCAAAGGCGUUCAAUCUGAGAGUCAUCGCCGUCGACCACGGUUCCAAAGCGGACUUUUGCAAGUCCCUCGGGGCAGAUGUCUUUCUUGACUUUACCCAAUUCAACUCGGCAGACCUUGCUGCCAGAGUCAAGGAAGUCACCGAUGGUGGAUGUCAUGCCGUUAUGGUCUGCAAUGCCAGCUCCAGAGCAUACGAUCAGGCGCUCGAUUUCCUCCGGUACGCGGGAACACUGGUCUGCGUGGGAAUCCCGGAAGUCGACCCUCACCCCAUGCCAAAUGCUGCCCCCUUCAAGAUCAUCGGGAAUCUCUGGAAAAUAAAAGGCGCCGUGACCGGAAACAGAAUUAUGGCGAUUGAUUGCCUGCAACCGGCAGCCCAUGGCCAUGUUCGCCCAGCCAUACGGGUAGAGCCAAUGAAUAAACUCACAGAGGUCUUUGAGGAUCUCCAUGCUGGCAAGAUUCAGGGUCGUGUUGUUCUCGAUCUGACUCGGCUCUCUUGA
Molecule: messenger RNA, 1086 nt
Organism: Fonsecaea pedrosoi CBS 271.37
Lineage: Eukaryota; Fungi; Ascomycota; Eurotiomycetes; Chaetothyriales; Herpotrichiellaceae
Exons: 6
Coding region: 1-1086 (361 amino acids)
Molecular function (GO): oxidoreductase activity; zinc ion binding
Source: RefSeq, a predicted model, not a curated record